Molecule: messenger RNA, 4294 nt
Organism: Triplophysa rosa
Lineage: Eukaryota; Metazoa; Chordata; Actinopteri; Cypriniformes; Nemacheilidae
Gene: pmt
Product: phosphoethanolamine methyltransferase
Exons: 11
Coding region: 2460-3962 (500 amino acids)
Molecular function (GO): S-adenosylmethionine-dependent methyltransferase activity
Source: RefSeq, a predicted model, not a curated record
ACAUGGCAGUACUACACAUAUUGUGCUCAUUAAAUGUGCUCAUAAUCCGGGUUUAGAGCUCAGUUCGCUGAACGAACUACAUUUUAUUCUGAAUGUUGAACAUCAAACACGUUCACCUUUCAUCUUUUAUCUUUGUAAAUCAUUAGCUUACUCCAAUGUGUAACUGGUCAUAAGAGCACACCGACGUGGCAGUGGAAUAUUUGGUUCAAAUCCCAGAACAAAAGCUCUGGAAACUCUGAUCAGCAUCACACCACAGUCCAGCACUGAAUCCAGGUUAGGUUAACCUGAACACUGAACUCUGACCUCAUGUUUACACCCGUCAGGUGUGUGCUGGAAGAGUGACUCAUGAGUCGAGUAACAAAGGAGCGAAGGGUGCAGUAUAAAUCGUACACCCAUUUCAUUAAAAGAAACAAAAACAGAUACAAUAUACAGAUCAUCUGACAGGAUGAAUACAAAGAGAUGAGCAGACAAAACAUACAAAAAAUCACCUCAGAUAUUUCUCCUGAGAAAAAGAGUCAGAAAUGUCACAGAUGUGUCUGUCACGGAGUUUGAGAAGAGAUGUCAACAAACUGUGUCAAACUGAGCUCGUCAAGUCUGCAUCAAAAGUCAAUAUUAGUGAAGAUCUCGAUAUGAACUCAAACAUUUUUUUGCUUGCACUUGGAAGGCCUUAGUUUGAAUACAUUUCAUGAAUAAUUGGGACAUUCUGUCAGUUCCAGCUUUCAGGUGGGUUAAAGAACAGCAUGUUUCUCUUACAUCAUCUGUCCUUGAGCUCAUGCUAGUGUUUUAUCUAUUAAGAUUUCAGUGUUCAGUUGUUGUGUGAAGCGCUAAUAAAUGAUUUCCCUGCAUUUAUCAUCUUUUAGACUGUGUUAUUGCGUGGAUUAAGUAGAUUCUAAAAAUGCUGGAUUGUUUCGACCCAUGAGCAAACCAAACCAUUGCUUUCAAUUUAGAAAAUGACUUUUUUAAGGGGAAAAUGUCCAUAUUUCACCCAGCCAGCAUACUAUUUUAAACCUUCUCUUAAAAAACACUUUUACAUUUAUGAAUGUUAACAUUGACGUUGAGAGAACAUGCCAUUACAUAACAAGUAAAGCUAUACGGGCUUGUCACAAUUUAUCCCAAAUAAUCACAUUCCAGGGCAAUAAUGGUGGAAACGUUUAAUGACUAUUUGGGUAGUCAAGGCAACACUGUAAACACAAUAUUGAAUUGAGUAUAUGAAUUAUUACAACUAGUGAUGGUUGGUUUGUUUGAAGAGUAUUGCCGAUUUGGUCUGCAAAAUGCAUGAGGCAAUAUUGCGCAACGCACAUUCCUCACUGGAGUGCGCAUGGAGACGCGUCAGCACAUUUCCAACAGACGCCCGUGCCCAUGUAGCGCUUAAUUUACCACACCAAGCGUGCUUUUCCUUGUGUCGUUUUAUAUUCACCAUUCGGUAUCCCGAGGAGGAGCCGUCUUUUCUAUGAAUCUCCCUUUCUUCUCCAAUCAGAGAGCGCGUUUGGAUAUGGGCUCAUGAUCGGACACAUCCCAUUACUGACGCCUCCCAUCAUUCACGCGUCCAUGAAGAGUCUCCCUGAGCGCGCCUCGAGUCCGGGACUGAGGUAAGAGAGGAGGAAAUCCCGUUCCAGGACAGAUUAGAGCACCUCCAGACUACACAUUAUUGUUAUUCAUGCGUAAAGUCGUGCGUCUCCACCCCUCACCCUCGUGGUCUUUCGGGUUUAUGAGCUGUGAGCCAUACAGACCCGGGCAUUACAGAGUGCAUGAAUAUUUAAAGCACACAGAGGCUGACUGAACAGUCGUUGGUGUAAAGACUUUAAUCUGUACUGAAUUUUAUUUUUAAUAACUGAGCAUGGACCAAGGUAAGACACAUUUAUUUGAGAAACUAUUUUUCUUGUUCUCACAGUAUUUUGAGUUGUAUGCAAAUAUUGAUUUUAAUCGAAUGGCACCUAUUGCCUCAUUAUAAGAUGUUUGUCUUAUUCUGUCAAUAUUUGUGGUAGAAAAGCAAGAGACCUUGGAACAUUAUCUGCAACAAUCCCAAGCGUUUCUCACUUUGAUCUUGCAGAGUAAAACUUUAAAUACAUGUUUUGCCCCUUGCAUCUUAUUAAUAAUAAAGCUUAAAAUUGCACAAAAUUAUGCAAUUUGAAAAAAUAAUUCAUGCAAUUAAUGUCAUGGCCAAAUUCUGGAUAAUUACAGUAAUUGUCUGAUUUUCAGUGCCUGAAUUUACAUGAUCAUUAAAGGUACACAAUUCUUUUAAACAGUACAGUUGCUUUGAUCUGGAUGUUUGAUGAAUUUAGGUCACAUUUACAGCAUUAAGUAUUUGCAACAUAGUGAAACUGGACAUUCCGUUUUCAGAAAGGGACGGUGUGUACUCACAGCACUUAUAGCAAUUAUAGCUACUGUAGAAUUACUGUAUUAAAGAAUUGUAUUCCACUCACCAUAAAUGACUACACAUGUAGUGUCAUCACCCUGUGAUGGAUAUUGUCUUAGAAACGGAGAGAAACACCAUGACGGAGUUUUGGAAGGAACACUCCAAGUUGGCGACGGUAGAGGAGAUGAUGCUGGAUUCUAACGCUCAACAGCUGACCCAACAUGAACUUCCAGAGAUCCUCUCAAUGCUGCCAUGUCUGGCCGGGACCCAUGUGCUGGAACUCGGAGCUGGAAUUGGCCGUUACACGCGUCACCUCAUUGGCAAGGCCCGUCACGUGACCGCAGUGGACUUCAUGGAGAACUUAGUGGAAAAAAACAGAGAGGACAACAGUCACCUAGGCAACGCUGAGUUCCUCCAAGCUGAUGUCACAAAGCUGGACUUCCCAAAACACAGUUUUGACUUGGUCUUCUCUAAUUGGCUGUUGAUGUAUCUGAGCGAUCAUGAGUUGAGGUCAUUGGCUGAAAAGAUGCUCAAUUGGCUCCGCCCAGGCGGGCACCUGUUCUUCAGAGAGUCCUGCUUUCACCAAUCAGGUGACAGCAAGCGAGAUUUUAACCCCACCCACUACAGAACCCCCGCCCACUACAACCACCUUAUGACAUCAGUGGUGCUGGACGAAUCAGAGAAGGGUGGAAAGAAAUGCUGCGGUUUUGAUAUAGUCCUCAACAAACCAGUUCAGACCUACGUCAAGAUGAAGAAGAAUCAGAAUCAGCUGUGUUGGAUCCUGCAGAAGGUUCGGCGUGAUGUGGUCGAGCAGCAUCAGGGCGGAUUCUCCACCUUCCAGCAGUUUCUGGAUAACCAGCAGUACACCCGCAGAGGAAUCCUACGCUAUGAGAAGAUGUUCGGCUCUGGAUACGUCAGCACAGGAGGACCCAGCACUACGAAGGAGUUUGUGGAGAUGUUGAACUUGACCCCCGGACAGAAGGUGCUGGAUGUCGGCUGUGGUAUUGGAGGUGGAGAUUUCCACAUGGCCAAGACUUUUGGUGUAGAAGUUCUGGGGAUGGACCUGUCGUCUAACAUGGUGGAGAUCGCUAUGGAGAGAGCCGUCACAGAGAAACUUCCUCUAGUGCAGUUUGAGGUGUCAGAUGCCACGAAGAGAAGCUUUCCUGACUGCACCUUUGACGUGGUGUACAGCAGAGACACCAUCCUGCACAUCAAGGACAAAGUUGACCUCUUCAGAAAGUUUUAUUCGUGGUUAAAGCCAGGCGGGAAGCUUCUGAUCAGUGAUUAUUGUUGUGGAGAACAGCCGUGGUCUCCGGCGUUUCAGGAGUAUGUGAGUCAGAGGGGCUAUAUCCUCUACACACCUCAGAGAUACGGACAGUUUCUGACAGAGGUGGGAUUCACGAAUGUUCAAGCUUUGGACAGAACAGAACAGUUUAUUCAAGUCAUGAAGUCUGAAUUACAGAGAGCAGAGGAGAUCAAAGAAGCUUUUAUACAGGAGUUCUCCAGCGAAGAUUAUGAUAUUAUCAUAAAGGGAUGGACAGAGAAACUACAGCGCUGUGAGACUGGAGACCAACGCUGGGGACUUUUCUACGCUACCAAAGACUGAGAGAGAGAGAGAGAGAGAUCCAACAAAUGAUCAAACCAAAAAUCAGCUGUUAUUAAAUACACUAUUCUGUUAAAUUCUGUGAAUUGCAAGACAGUGUUGUAAUUUGAUUUCCUCUUAGAACAAUAUAAUAAAAAUAUCCAAUUUUAUUUACUAUAUUUGUUUGUAUGACUUGUGAUAUUAAAAUAUGUUAUAAAAAAAACAUUAAAACAAAGUAGACAACUUCACAAACAUUGUUUGUGCCUCACUGAGACCUAGAGAUGUAUUCUAUACAGUCAUCAAGGUGGGACUACAAUAUAUUUUGGAGCUGCACCUUGGCAAAAUCUUAUUGAUUU